Molecule: messenger RNA, 424 nt
Organism: Ambispora gerdemannii
Lineage: Eukaryota; Fungi; Glomeromycota; Glomeromycetes; Archaeosporales; Ambisporaceae
Source: the annotation of a GenBank genome assembly
UUAUCCCAGAAAUAACAAGGUUAACUCGACCAGAUGGAUGGGUUGAGAUGGUAGAAGGUAGUGGUGAUUUUAUAUCUAAUGGAAACGCUACAAAGAGAAUUUCAGAAGCAGUCCAAAAUUUCCUGACGUCGAAGGGAAUGAACAAUAUAAUCGGGGAAGAGAUUCCGCGCCUUCUUGAAGACACAAACGCGUUUUCUGAAAUUAAAUAUAAAAAAAAAGAUAUAGUUUUAGGCAAGAAAGGUGGUAAAUCUGGAGAAGAGACUCUAAGAUUUACUACUAGUGCUUUCAGCUCUGUCAGAACCCUUUUAGCAGCCAAUAUGAAUAUAAUGCCCGAACAUUUUGACGCUCUUGUAGAAACAAUGACUAUUGAGGCGGAAAAAACUACUACUUAUAUGAAGCAAUAUCGAAUUUGUGGCCAUAAGAA